Gossypium raimondii (Peruvian cotton) is the source of this 417-nucleotide messenger RNA. RefSeq names its product cytosolic sulfotransferase 15-like. NCBI's taxonomy places the organism in Eukaryota, Viridiplantae, Streptophyta, Magnoliopsida, Malvales, Malvaceae. The record is from RefSeq and is a predicted model, not a curated record. Gene Ontology annotation, molecular function: sulfotransferase activity. The transcript has 2 exons. The coding region runs from base 1 to 417 and encodes 138 amino acids.
AUGGAGAUCACGGAAAGUAGCCUGGGAUCAUUCUCCCCAGAUAUCUCACUUUCUGCUGCGCCAUCUUAUGCAUAUGCGCUAGGUUUAACCCAAUUCCAAGGCUUUUGGAUCCCUUCUCGGCAUGUUCCCACUUCAUCCAUAAUCUCAUUUCAGAAAUAUUUCCAAGCUCUUGAUGAAGAUAUCAUUGUUGUCUCUAAGCCCAAAGCUGGCACCACUUGGCUCAAAGCUUUGGUGUUUACAAUUGUCAACUCUGCAAAUUCACAUCAACUGAUUUCAUUUUUUGAUGUUGAUCUUUACAAGGAAAAUUCUAAUCCUGAUCUCUUUAAAAUUCCAUCCCCAAGGUUUUGGAAUCCAUAUGUCAUUCCAAAGGUUCACCAACUUUCCGUUUCAAAUUCUCCAUCUCAAGCCUUUUUCUAA